GUCGUAGAGAAAUCGUAAAUUUAGAAGAGGCUCUAUCCAGAGCCUUAUCAGAGGGCCAUGAUCCUAUUCGAACCUUCGGCUUUUACACGCGGAAAUCGGAAAAACGGCAAAAAGUUACAUAAUUUUGUCAUUUCUAAUAACUUUGUUUUUGAGACGUGAAAAAUCUGUCCAAGUGAUUUCGAUCUCCUUGAUAUUCUAUUAAAAAACACUUUGGUACUGAUUGAUCAAUUUUUGGGGGCUCUUUUGUGUUUUAAAAGUGUUCUUUUAGGAGGCUAUGGUUAAAGCGCUAGAAAAUAUGCCAGUGCUAUCUGUAAUAUGUAGUAGCAUUUCGAGAAAAAAUCGGAACAGAUACCCGAACAAAAAACCCGUAAAUCUGAUGAACUCUGAUCUCACAAGCAUACCAGCAGAGUGUAGGACAGAAGAGUGUGAAUGACUGAGAACAGUCUAAGCCACAUCCUAGCUAGGUGGACCUCAGAAACUCCAGCCUCUCAGACAGUGGAAACUCGGGCCUUCGCAUGGUUGGACUUUAAAGGAUUGUUCUAGUGCACUUCUUCACACAGUAUGGUUGUAUAUAUACAUUCACUAUAUUUUUUAAAACAGCCAACUUCUGAUAUAUUGUCUUUGGUCUAUAUUUUGAUACCAGCUUCCUUGAAUGUCAAAUACGGAGCUGUUCGAUGACGAUCUAUUGUAUAUUUCCCUAUCACAUCAUUAACAAUUUUGACGACUUCAACGACCUCGAGGAGAAUAGCAAUUGUAAAGAAGAUAUUGAUUCCGAGAUCGGUGGUAUGUACUACGUCUACCAGCGUAUCACCGAUUGCUUGUGUUAUCGGAGCGGAUCUACCAGAGGUGCUCGAGUGGACUGUGAAGACAGAUAUCUCGAUGCUGCAGACCCCAAUGUGUACUGCUCGGCCAUAGCGGACAAUGGUGGUACGCUAGUCCCAGGCACUUUGUGUCUCCUGCGACCGGAACAGGCGCAUCCCACACAACUGGCUGUGGGCAAAGCUGCCGCACUCUGUCACCGUCGCCAAUUCGAAAACAUGAGCUCUAAACAGCUGAAAAAGUACAUCCGCAAGAACCUGGUGCCUGUGUUUGUGGGGUACAACCAACGCCUGUAUAUCUCGGAUAAGCAUCACAUGUCGUACGCCCUGCACCAGGCUAAUCUAGAAUUCAAGAACAACAUGCUGCACCGGGCCAUGUAUGUGUGUGUGUGUGCUAAUCUGGACAUCAAGAACAACAUGCUGCACCGGGCCAUGUAUGUGUGUGUGUGA
Sphaeroforma arctica JP610 is the source of this 1268-nucleotide messenger RNA. RefSeq lists its product as hypothetical. Lineage: Eukaryota; Ichthyosporea; Ichthyophonida. The transcript has 4 exons. The record is from RefSeq and is a predicted model, not a curated record. The coding region runs from base 675 to 1268 and encodes 197 amino acids.